Pseudo-nitzschia multistriata is the source of this 4621-nucleotide messenger RNA. Lineage: Eukaryota; Bacillariophyta; Bacillariophyceae; Bacillariales; Bacillariaceae. The record is from the annotation of a GenBank genome assembly.
UUUGUGGUCGAUGGCUUUGGGAAAUCCUCCUCCUUCUUUGAUAAGUUCUACGCGAAAGUUUUGUAAAGGUUCGAUUUUCCUUCCAAACAAUGCGGUAGCGUUCUUCUCAGUAAGGAUCAUGCUCAUCAUCCUACGCGUCAUUUCCAUUUCAUCCGCACUUGGGCACUCCUCGUUCGUAAAUUCCCCUCGGCCUUUCAGUUCUUUGUAUUCCUGUUUGAGCUCCUGAGUGGUCUUGGCAAUUUGGCGCAUAUUCGCAGGUUUUAUCCUCAUUGCUUUUUUCCUUCCAUCAACUUUAACCCCGUAGCGGUUCUCGUUGGUAGGGUCGGAAAGAGAGACAAUCUUGCCCCUUCUACCGUUGAGUUUCGAUGUCUUGAGUCCAAAAAGGGCAACGCGGUCUCCCUUUUGAAAUGCUUGAUUCUUGGUAGCCAGGGAUGACGACGCCUCGGUUUGAUGACUUUCCUCUCUGGUAGCGUUGAACGGAUCACUUGCCUCCAACCUUUCAGGUCUUAUGUUGAUACUCUUGAUGGACAUCGCCUUGUCGCAUCCAUCUACCCAAACUCCGUAUCGGUUUUCUUCCUUUGAGGAAUGAGCUCCGGGAAGAUACACGAUCGUUCCUUUCUUACCGUUCAUUCCCGUCGACUUCAAUCCGACAAGGGUCACACGGUCUCCCUUGGCCAAUACUUUGCCUUGCAUUGUUUUCAUUUUAAGAUUGGAGAAACAUAGAUUUAUGACAAAAGGGAUUUCAUGAUGGCACGGUCGCUUAGCGACUAGUAGUAUAGCUUGAUUGCCCAUAAUGGUGAGGUUGAAUUCUACUCGUUUGUUGUAAUUUCCAUAUCUUUUGUAUUUUUUCUCGCAGAUUUCGCUGAUUGGUUCAAACUAAAAUUUAAAAUUUCAACGGCGUGGAUAAUGCUAGUACUGGAAGCAUUUCUAAUAACUCCUACCCUACUACUAGUACUACCAAACUUCGAGAAGCUACUCGAGAACACGAACCCCGAAGAAAAGAAAACCACCGCUAGCAAGAAGUUCCGUCCCUCCCUCCUCGUAUUCAUACCAGGCACCGGUACUUCUUUCUUACCUAAUAGUUCUUUUGACUCCAAGAACCAUUUGAUAGAGGCCGGAGGACGGCGAGGAGGAGGCAAGACGACGGAUAAGAACUAGGAAUAGUAGUACUACGAUUAUUACGUAAAACUAGCAAUGAAUAGUACAAGUACUGGCUAGUAUUACUAAUUACUGCAAGUAAAAAGUGUAACUGCUUCUGAACGUCAUUAGACUGCUGGUGCUGCUUCUUCAUAGAAAUUACUACUGUUUUACGUACGAUAGACCAAUUCCAACACGAAAUUAGAAAUCUGUCCUAGUAGUAAUUUCUUGUUCCAUACCGUAUCAUCUUGGGUCCAGUACUCGUAUCAACUAUUACCGUCCGUCCGUCAGUCCAACGAAAUUAUCUUCGUGAUCACUCAACCCUUUCGACACAUCCUCACGAAAACACUUUUUUCUUUUCUGAAAAAUUAUUUUGUUGUCGCUUCCAUGAAACCCAUCACCAAAGUAUUAGCAGUCGCAAUACACAAUUGAAACUGCGAGAGCGAUCGACUCGAAAAUAAAAACGGGAAUAGUCAAAUGAUAAAUGCCUCGAAAUUCAUUGUGUGAAGACAGAAAAGAAAUUGAAGAAUGAGUUCUACGCGAGGACCUCCGCAAUUGAUGUUUGAUGAUGGCUCCCGUGUCAUGAUGGAAGACAGCGAAAGCAACGUUGUCGUUCCGAAUGAAUCCUCGGAGCAACCGUUAGUUCCUAUUCAGCGUGGAUCCAUUCCAUUGCACGUAUAUUACGAAAUCAAUCGCAUGAGCACAGAAACAAUCGAUCUCCUCGUAUCGGAGGAGUCGUCGAAUUCGACAGAAAGCACCACUGUCCUGCGGAUCGCACUUCAGUUCCCGGACGAACUUCUUCAGGAUAGUCCAGAAGUAUGCUGGUUGCUGGAAGACAAGAUCCGAGAGGAACUAGAAGGACGCUCGAGGACAAACAUAAUUCCAUUUUGUUUCGUAUUGGGUGAUACGACCGUCAAUUCCUGUUGUCCCGACGAGGUAGCCGCUCUUCAUCUCAACGCAGAUGUUUUGAUUCAUUAUGGGCACGCAUGUUUGUCUCCGACUGGCACGCUACCAGUAUUGUAUUCCUUUGGAAAACUUGAAUUUGGGGAUCUCGAUGGCACCGUCUCACAAUUACAAGCUGCUCGAAGCGAGCGCAGCAAAGACGACACAACCAACAACAAGUUUCUCGUCUUGUACCAAGUAGGGUAUCACCAUGCGAUGAAAGAAUUACAGGAACGAUGGAUGAAUGAAGACACCGAAAAAUCUCUUCAAGUUGUAGUAGCCGAGAUACCAGCUCUUUCGCAAAAAUGCAACCAGCGACCGAAAACAAGUAGACCUACCGUCAAUUCGACGCGGACAGGAGGUUGCUGCCAAUCCGACAAUUCUCCUAAAAACAACACUGGAAGUAGUGGGUGCUGCGGAGAUAGCUCAGAAUCACCCUCUGAGAAGAAUAUUGUUUUGCCAUCAUCCUCAUGCUGUAAUAGCAGAGAAAAAGGGGAAAACUGCCUUUCUGCGGUGUCCUCUGAGGCUGGAACUUUACAAGAGGGCGAACCAGAUCAGAGUGACCCCGGCAGCAAUGAAGCUCCUCUUCGUCCCAUGGUAGUUGGUGGCCUCGAAUUGCCACGCGACAAAAUUUCGUCUUGGGAUGAUCUUGUCGACUACACAGUUUUGUUCAUAAUGGGAAAUCCCGAGAGCGAUGCCGACAAAUACAGCACCGAUGAUAAUACAACUCCACAGCAACGUCAUUAUGCUAACAGCAUGCUAUGUUUUUUGUCGCUGCCACACGGGGAGCCACAGGGAGGAUAUUGGAUUUAUUCCCCCAAGAGCAAGGCCUUGCGGACGAACGUCUCUCCACCACCCGCCAUUCGUCGCCAAUUGAAGCGUCGGUUCUUCUUGACCCAAAAGGCACGCGAUGCGAACGUCUUUGGAAUUUUGGUUUCCAAUCUGUCUCAGCAAUACUUAGUGGACGUCGUGAAAUCCCUUCAGCGGAUCAUCCAGGAUGCCGACCGGACGGCCUAUUCGUUUGCAGUCGGGAAAAUAAAUCCUGCCAAACUAUCCAAUUUUGCCGAGAUUGAAACCUUUGUGAUGGUUGCCUGCCGAGAAAACUCGUUGUUGGACCAGGAACGAGAGUAUCCGAUUCCGGUGAUCACACCCAUGGAAUUGGAGAUUGCUCUAGAAAAUCUUCAAUGGGGCAUGCAGCCGUACAGUUUGGACUGCCAGGACGUGAUGAUUCGAUUGGGAGAAGAACGACAACAAAAACAACUCGACGCCAUGGGCGGGAAUACCGACGGAGAAAAUGCCAACGACAACUGCAGCGUCGAAAACGAGUACGACAACGAUGAUUCGGAUGCUCCGUACUUUUCCAUGAUCACGGGUCGAUACGAAUCCCGUAAGUCAAAGACAUCAUCAAACGAUCUCGAUCUCAGGGCUUUGCCUGGACAAGGACAGGUUACAGAAUACAAGAGCGAGGCUGCUAACUUUUUGAAACAGAGAGAAUAUCAGGGAUUAGAAAGCAAGGUUGGAGAGACCGAAGCCAAAGCCGCAGUCUUGGGAAUGAGGGGAAUUGCUUCCGGCUAUGAUAAAUAAAGCAACUGAAACGUCAAUAACUGCUUUGAAAUUAAACGCUAAACAUAAUGAGGAGACUAUUGGAACUUUGAAAAUCUGCUAUCUUCAAAUAUAUAAUUCGCGACUCAGUAUUGAAGUAUGAUUGUCUAAGUAAUCCAUUUGAAGAGUACGGUGUGGAUGUAAUAAUCUUCCCCUUGAUCUACACUCAUUGAGAUAGACCGUGGAUGGGCAUGUGUAAAUAUAAUCUGAUCUCCAGUUUCCUAGACUUGUAUAUAGCUUGCUUGCAAAACAUCGCCCUUCUCGUCUUCAUUCGUCGUCAUCUGGUGGAAGAAUGAAUGCUGCAGCUACUCUUCGGUCUUCUCCGUUCAACACAUUGAAGGUCCCCAUGGCAUUUGAUACGUCCAACACCUCCACAACCAAUCCAGGAGCUUCUCUCCUCAGUUCUUUUCGGAUCGACUCGGUCACUUGUUGUGGAAUCGGCUCACUGCUCCCCAAAAAGAGGUAUUCCAGCUUGGGUCUGUACAACAAAAUUGGAGAGAGGGAUUCCACGGUCAAUUCCUUAGGGUCUCGGACCUUCCACAAAAAGCACGCACUCGGUAGAGCAAUAAUAGAACCCGCACAGUGCACCACACCUCCUGUCUGCUGAAGGCUUUCGUCGGUUGGAUCCUUGUUUUUUAUCAUGUUGAGCACGUCAAAGCCGCUGGCGGAAUGGCCCUUCAGAAUUAUUUUCGGGACACCAUCGUUGUGGGCCAGGGAGUCAUUAAGAAGAUCGGUUCCAUGUCCUUCCCAGCUGCUUAGAAGUCUCGUACCGUGAUUGAAUUGUUGUUGCCAUUGUUGUUGCCGUUGGAAGAAUCGAGUACUUGAUGAUGACAAGGUACUUUUUGCUGAUGCUAUCUGCCGACACCGUCCGAGAAAAUGCCGACAAUGGUUCAUAUCUAGAUUCUUCCUUUCUACUCUCUAAUAAGUUCAAUAUUGGAAU